AAUCCCGAACUAUUUCUGCACUCGGGCUGCUGGAGAGAGAGACAGACAGACAGACUGAACGCCAUGGUUAUUGACCGAGUUUGCGAGGGUUAUUCGGGGUUUGUGGACAUGAACACGGACGUCAUGACGAGUCCGGUGAACCUGUGGUCGUUUUACGGAUGCUCUUCUCCCGGGACGGAACCGGGACACGGGUCUCCAUGGAAACCGAGCGGAGAGUGUGAGGAGAGCGGAAGUACCGCGGGGAGUCCGGAGCGCCCUGAUAGCAGCUUCACUGGCGUCAACGUUGAAGCUCAGGAUGGUUCACAGCAGCUGAGUCCCCAGUACCAGGGUGUGCGUGUGAAAAAAACAGUCAAAGAGCUCAUUAUGCAGAAACGUCACAGCGAAGUCCAGGUGCAGCCAAAUCAGAAUGAAGUUGAAUUCCCAGCCAUAACUACUUUGCUUCAGAAUGGAAAAAGAGCCGCUGAGAGUCCUUCGCCUCAUUGUGUCACUAAAAGACCCGCUACAGAAUACAACAACAUCCUGUCUGCAUAUCUUUCAACUGAGGACAUCCUGAAAGAGCAAAACAUCUGUGAGGGACUUGGUGACAUCUUCAGCAACACUGGGCUGUUGAUUGAGUCGGUGAAGGUGCAGGACAGUCCGAUAUCAAUCUGCCCUCUACCUCAAGCCACACAAGAAACACUACCUAGCGUCUACGCUACCACAUCUAGCCCACUUUAUAGCAACUGCCAAACUGCUCAGGUUACAGAGAGCCCAUACACAUCUCCAUUCCAGAGCCUAAGCCCACAGAAUGGAUUUGGACCCUGUGGGACUACUGCUCCUCCGAUGUCCUUUUUCCAGUGGCAGAUCCAACAAGAGGAGGAGAAAGUGGCUGGUUUGAGCCCCCUGGAUCUCAUUAUGAAAGAUGGAGAUGGAGAUACAUUCCUUCACAUUGCAGUGGCCCAGGGUAGACGAGCCCUGGCUUACGUGCUUGCCAGAAAAAUGUAUGAUAUUGGUAUGAUCGACGUCAAAGAGCAUAACAACCAGAGUGCAUUCCAAGUAAGUGUGGCAGCCAACCAACAUCUCAUUGCACAAGACCUCCUUUCACUGGGAGCCUUAGUAAACACUGUGGACAGCUGGGGCCGCUCCCCCCUUCACGUGUGUGCGGAAAAGGGACACACUCUGAUUCUGCAGGCUAUCCAUAAAGCUAUGCAGAAUAAUGGCCUGAAGGUGAACAUCGAGGCAGUUAAUUAUGACGGUCUUACUGCUCUACACAUAGCUGUCCUGACCCACAAUGCAGUGGUGCAGGAUCUGAGCCGUAUGGCGUCACCUCAGUCUCCGCAAGCGGCAACUCUGAUGCAGAAGAGGAAGCUGCUUGGUGAAUGUAUCAACACUCUUCUGUUUAUGGGGGCCUCUUAUAGUACAAAGGAUCGCAAAAGUGGACGCACUGCCCUGCACAUGGCUGCCGAGGAAGCCAAUGUUGAGCUUUUGCGUCUUUUCCUAGACCAGCCGGACUCUCUUUCUGUGAUCAAUGCCAAGGCAUAUAAUGGCAACACGGCACUGCACAUGGCUGCUGCACAAAAUGGCCGUCAAGCGCAGGCACACGCCGUACAGCUGCUGAUGAGAAGGGGAGCUGAUCCAAGCGCCAAGAACCUGGAGAACGAGCAGCCCAUUCAGCUCGUAACUGAGGGGUCUGUCGGAGAUCAGGUGAGAAGGAUCCUGAAAGGCCGUGGUCCGCAAGUCCGCUCCUGCGUGCUGUAGUAAGACCAUUCUCGCCCGAUCUCCGUCCUUCAGAAACACUGUCAGUUAGGCAGUCCAACCUGUGUACAGUCUCAUUUGCUGGUAUAAGGCAGAUGUCAGUUGUUUCUAUGAAACAAACUUAACAUUGUUCACUACUGUGUAGUAGAAGAGAAAAGGAAGGUGAGCCCAGAGUACAUGGUACAAGCUUUAAUUAGAAAUUAAGACUUUUUUUUUUUUUUUAAGAAGGAAAAAAAAUCAAGACUUCAUGAAAAUUACAAUUAUCAUCUCUGGGCUCUUGUGAGUAAAGGUUUGGUUUGCAUUAUAUUGUUGAUUUGAAUAUAUUGUGAUAUAUAUUGUUAAGGCACUUCAUGAUGUAAAUAACUUCAUAAUACACUGAGAACAUACAUAAACCACUGAGGUUUGUUUGAUUAAACUUUUAGAAUGUUGUAAUAAACUUUUUUUAUUGUUUGCUUUAUUCCCAUACUUAUGAUAUAUAUCUCCAGAGUUUCUCAUGAUAUAAUUUCUUAACCAUGAACUCUAUUUCCCUGUAAUCAGAGUACGUAGAUUAACCAUUGCCUAGCCAUCAACUCUGUGCUAGCUUCCCUGUUUUUCUAAUGUUCUCUGAUCCUAAGAAAUAGCGUGAGCUAAAAUACCUUUUAGCAUGUUGACCUUGAAAUUUGCAGGCGCUUGUUUAAACACAGCUUUGUGUGUAAAAUGCAUGAAUAAUGGUCAACACACAACGCUCAAGGCAUUUAUGAGUACCUUAUCUAUGCUAUAAUUGUGGCCGCCUUUAUCAUAUGAUCUUUGUACUUUUGAGCUCUUUGGUAUGCUGUGUCACGAGUGUUAAGGGUUACAUUUCUCUUACAUUUGUGUGUGUAUGACUGACUUAUUUAUAUAUAUAAUAUGUAUGUGUGUAUAAAUAACCUAAAUGUCUUGAUUAUACUGGUGAUGGGGUUGCAAAGUACUGUAUGUCUAAUAGACAAAGGGUUUUCCUCUCCAUGUAUAAGUCAUGUUUGUGAUGGGAAUUUUAAAUAAAGAACUAAUUAUGCAAA
Molecule: messenger RNA, 2768 nt
Organism: Neoarius graeffei (lesser salmon catfish)
Lineage: Eukaryota; Metazoa; Chordata; Actinopteri; Siluriformes; Ariidae
Gene: nfkbiz
Product: nuclear factor of kappa light polypeptide gene enhancer in B-cells inhibitor, zeta
Exons: 12
Coding region: 64-1737 (557 amino acids)
Biological process (GO): regulation of gene expression
Cellular component (GO): nucleus
Molecular function (GO): DNA binding; POU domain binding
Source: RefSeq, a predicted model, not a curated record